Messenger RNA from Rhizoctonia solani, 939 nucleotides. RefSeq lists its product as uncharacterized. Bases 1 to 939 code for a protein of 312 amino acids. The transcript has 8 exons. Lineage: Eukaryota; Fungi; Basidiomycota; Agaricomycetes; Cantharellales; Ceratobasidiaceae. The record is from RefSeq and is a predicted model, not a curated record.
AUGGUUUGGUCAAAGAUUGCACAGGUGUUUUCGUUUGGGAGCCAGUGGGGAGACAAUACGAUUCGAGUUGUUGAGGGAAAUGACGCGUCUGCAAUGCUCAAGAGAGUAGAGGGUAUCUUGGAGGACUCAAUGCGGGUCCUCUCCAGUCAUGAACGAGUACUAUCACAAGGGGAAUUUGAUACGUUCAGCAUCAAGUACCGAAAUUUGACACUUAAGGUCGUCGAGGUCAAGCAAGAGGUUCACGGUGAACAGACCCGCGGAAUCUUUUCCGCCAGUCCGGCAGGAAGGCAGCCUUUUCGUCUCGACCAACAGGUGGCUCUUCUUUAUAGACAAGCACGGAUCUACCAGCGUGAUGUUCUAACGGCUAGCCGCCGGGCUCAGGCCAUGGAAGAGGCAGUGUUCAACGAGAUACAUGGAGUUGAUACCCAACCAGGUUCAUCCGAAAUCAUAGAGGCACGUAUCACACUAAACCAUGCCCCAGUAGCCGACUUCAUACUACUUCCAGGCGUCAGGAUCGGGGGCAACCUGGUACUCAACUCCCUGGCUUCAUCUACCACAGGCUCUGAGACCUCGACGCUCGUUGAUCGCCAACCAUACCUGGCCAUUGCCCACGUACGACCUGGGCGGUCCGGGUCGACCGACUCAACCGAGUCAGCAGAUAGCGAUACCUACCGGGAAAUACUCAUAUUGGAGAGUGAGGAAAAAACAAUUGUUAUGAUCAAUCCCAACCGUCGCCAUCUUAACAAAGACUUUGAUCCUCUGGAUGAAAGCUCAAUCCAAGAAAUGUCUCGGGCCGGCGAAGCUUUGCUACGAGUCACAGAUCCCCACAACUUGCAGGGGUACGAGGUCAUUGGAGCGCAGCAGGAAACAUCAUGGGUUGAUUCAUUUGUAAACACUCUGUCGAGACUGGGGGUAGGAAUAGGUGCCGACAUGAUGUAG